GUUACGAAAGUUUUGCUAAAAUACGGAGCAAAUCCUGAUCUUCGUGAUGAGGAAGGGAAAACAGCACUGGAUAAAGCAAAUGAAAAAAGUGAAGAGGGUCAUCAGGAAGUGGCUCGAAUUCUAGAAAGUCCAAGCGUUUACAUGCAAAAAAGUGUCGAAGGAGGGACAGAGAACGAUGGAGUGAAAGACUCGACCAGUGCGGAGAGAGUUGGAGAAGCAGUUAUUCGCCAGCUUCUGGAACAGCUUUUGCCUGUUCUGUGCGAUGUUUAUCAGCGAUCACUUUGUGCCAGUGUGCAGAAAUCGAGCCUUUCUCUACUGCGCAAAACCAUCCGCCACAUAUCAUCAGAAGCAUUGGAGAUAUUGGUUUCGAACGAUGAUGAAGAGGAUAUCAUGACUGACUCAAGCUCCUGUUGUGGGCAGCGACUUGCCGAAAAUCUUGUUGGCGUGCUGAUGGCCGGCUUUGAGCAUGAAAACGAUAUCGAUAUACAAGACAACGUUUUGCAGGUAACUGUGCUCAUACGUGAAGCGAGCAUUUAUUGA
This is a messenger RNA of Gongylonema pulchrum, 540 nucleotides long. NCBI's taxonomy places the organism in Eukaryota, Metazoa, Nematoda, Chromadorea, Rhabditida, Gongylonematidae. The record is from the annotation of a GenBank genome assembly.